This is a messenger RNA of Oncorhynchus tshawytscha (Chinook salmon), 1620 nucleotides long. Its product is annotated as splicing factor 3A subunit 2. The record is from RefSeq and is a predicted model, not a curated record. The coding region runs from base 247 to 1173 and encodes 308 amino acids. Lineage: Eukaryota; Metazoa; Chordata; Actinopteri; Salmoniformes; Salmonidae. The transcript has 8 exons. Gene Ontology annotation, molecular function: nucleic acid binding; zinc ion binding. Gene Ontology annotation, biological process: spliceosomal complex assembly. Gene Ontology annotation, cellular component: catalytic step 2 spliceosome; U2-type prespliceosome; U2 snRNP.
UCUGCUCAACUAUCGUAAAAUAUAUCAAAAAUACAUUGUUUGAACUAUGUGUUGUGUAGUUUUGUCAAUAAAGUUAUACACAUGUACGAAACGGAAGUUUGCCUAUGCGCAUUAGUGUUUACGUUGUGAACGGCGUGACACAAACGUUGAGGAAUUGAGUGAAGACGUCUACCUUGAGUAUUUGAUCAGUUGUCCAGGAGGUGGAGUUGAGUGUUUUGACUGUGAGUGAAUCCAUUGCCCUGCAAAAUGGAUUUCCAACACAGAGCUGGGGGCAAGACUGGGAGUGGUGGGGUUGCGUCCUCCUCGGAGAGCAACCGGGACCGGCGAGAGCGGCUCCGCCAGCUGGCCCUGGAGACCAUUGACAUCAACAAGGACCCCUAUUUCAUGAAGAACCACCUGGGCUCUUAUGAGUGUAAACUGUGUCUGACACUCCACAACAAUGAGGGCAGCUACCUGGCCCAUACACAGGGAAAGAAGCAUCAAACAAAUUUAGCGAGAAGAGCAGCCAAAGAAGCAAAAGAAGCUCCCGCACAGCCAGCCCCCGAAAAGGUGAAGGUUGAGGUCAAGAAAUUUGUGAAAAUUGGUCGACCGGGGUACAAAGUAACAAAACAGAGAGAUCCAGAGAGCGGACAACAGUCUUUACUUUUCCAGAUUGAUUACCCAGAGAUAGCAGAGGGCAUAGGACCCAGGCAUCGCUUCAUGUCUGCAUACGAGCAGCGCAUCGAGCCCCCAGACCGUCGUUGGCAGUACCUUCUACUGGCUGCAGAGCCCUACGAGACGAUCGCCUUCAAGGUGCCAAGCAGAGAGAUUGAUAAAGGCGAGAGUCGCUUCUGGACCCACUGGAACAAAGAUACAAAACAGUUCUUCCUGCAGUUCCACUUCAAGAUGGAGAAAGCCCUGGCCCCACCCAGCGGACCCGUACCCCCCAUGGGUAUAAAGCGCCCACCUCCCCUGAUGAGUGGGAUGGGGCCUCGACCCCCCAGUGAGCCCAUGCCCCCUCCACUUCCAGGGGGGAUGAAUAUGCCCCCUUUACCCCCUGGCGCCCCCGGCCCUCCCCAGAUGCACCACCACCAUCAAAUGCAGCACAGUGGCCCCGGAAUGGGUAUGCCACCCCUGAUGAGACCCCCACUCCCCUCUGACAGCCAUGAAGGAAUGCCCCAUCAAAACAACUGAUCUCCAACCAGCACAUCAUCCUUCUGUUAGAUUGUUUGCCUAUCAUUUGGUUGCUAUAACAGCGCCCCAUUUUAGGACUAUGUCAAGUGUACUGUUUCAUUGUGAGAUGUACUUUUUCUAAACUCUGAAAGAAACUUUGUAUACCUACAUAUAUUCUACAGAUGCAAAAUGGGCCAUAUUCAAUAGGUUUUGUACACAGUUGCCAAGGUAUUGGAUUUAUCAUGCUCGUCUAAUAUCCACACUAUCAUACCAUUUUUAGAAUGAGGCAAUAUAAUGUGCAAGCUUUAAGUGUUAUGCUAGUGUGGCUAUAGGAAGAUAUCCAUUGUUUUAGGCACUUUGUGAUGGCACCAAUAUUAAUAGGAUCCUGCUGUAUUGUAAAUGUUGAGUCCUGUGUAUGAAACAACAUAUUUUAAGGUUCUUUUUUAUAAUAAAACAUGUGGAAAAGUG